Ambispora leptoticha is the source of this 624-nucleotide messenger RNA. NCBI's taxonomy places the organism in Eukaryota, Fungi, Glomeromycota, Glomeromycetes, Archaeosporales, Ambisporaceae. The record is from the annotation of a GenBank genome assembly.
AUGCCGAGUAUCAUAAUAUUCCGGGUAGUAGAUUUUUUGAAUACUAUCGCAAAUAUAAUCAACGAACGAUUUGAAACCACCUAUACAGGAUAUCUAAGAGAUUAUACCUUAAUGGAACAGUAUAUAGCUGGAAGUAGAACCGGAAAGAGAAGUAGAACUGGUGAGCGAUAUUUUGAAGAAUUUCGUUCUCGUUUUUGGGCAAGACCAGAAACACCAUUUGACUUAAUGCAUAAUGCAAACGCAUCCACGAGAAGACGCCACCGUAACCGUACUCCACCACCAACUUAUGAAGUACCAUCAAUCCCAAAUGAAUCGCCAGGUCGAUCCGCAUCACCCACCCGAAGAGUUCCUAGCAGAAGGGAUGAGAAUACUAAUCGAAAUAAUGUAAAUAAUUUGGGUGGAAAUUUAGGCAAUAACACAAAUAAUGUGGGUGGAAAUUCAAGCAAUAACAUAAAUGAUGCGGGUGGGAAUUUGGGUGGAAAUUUAGAUAAUGCGAUAUACUCAUCUUCAUCUGAGUUGGCAAAUAUUACCUCAGCCCUUAAUAUAUCUGCAUCACGAAAUGACAGUGAUUUAGUAUGUCCGAUGUUGGAGGUAGUCAGCCUCCCGCUUAUAUGGAAUCUAUAA